GCGUCGAGCGUGGACGUUGGUGAAAAAGUUUACUUCCACAGACGGACAAAGCUGGGCUUCUACUGUAACGUGACGCGAGCAGCUGGCAUCUUUGCGCGCUUUCGGGCUGUUUCCUGCGUGUUAUUUUCGCACCUUCAUUAUCUGCGGGAACAGUCGCGGCUUGAGGGAGCCGAUGAGAAAGACUUGACCAGUGUGACUUGGACGGGUCUGCUGAUAGCGCAGUUAAGGAAACAAAGAAGAAGAGUUGCCUCCAUCAGAAUAAAAGUAAACCUGGGACGUCCUCAAACUGGCUGCUGCGCUUUAGAUUGGCUGGUGCAACGGUACAGUCCUGCUCAUUUGAAGAUGAUGCGAUCGCUGUUCCUGUGUAUGCUGCUGCUGCGAGCUGUGGUCUCUGAAGAGGGAGAAGGCUCGGGCUGUGAUGGUAGAAUCGAUGACGAUGAAGAUGCAGAAUGUGUAACUAAAAGUGUUCAAUCCAAGAAUCAUCAGGAUUCAUUAUUUGUAGAUAAAGCUAAAGGCGAAGAUGAGAGAGAGGAGAAUUAUACCAUGAUUAUCAUAAUUGUGGCUGCAGUCGUGAUGGUUCUGUCAGUGGCUGCUGUAGUCAUUAUACUGUUGGUGAGGCGUCACAUGCAGAGUCGCCAGCCGGGGGUGUACACUGUGCCAACAGAGCAGGACCAGAAAGUGGCCGUCUAAGUCCUGGAGCCGUGGCAGUUGUGUAGCACACAGGCGAGAGAGGAGCAGUACGCUGGGCUUUGUCUGCUCCACUCUUGGUCUCAGGGCAAUUAACUGUCUUUACGCAAAAGCCUGCAUCCAACCGCUCAGUUCACACGGCCUCCUAUCUGAACCUAUUCAUUAUACUUUGUUGUUUUAACUGUUGUGUACUUGCAGUACAGGUUUGUUCUCCACACACACGGUUUACCCUGGGACUCUUGGAACACAUUCAACGUUUCUAAUUAAGUUCUAUUUGAGGAAUAUCCAAAUCAAAGCCAGCGCAUACGACUUAAAGCUUCUUUUGUUAAAAUGGCUAAUUUAGCACAGCCAUGGCUCCUCCCUUUUUAUACCCCAAACCCAGAAAUUAUACCCAGUGCCUUUGCAGUGAAACUGUAUUUGCCUUUGAUUUACUGCCUGUGGAACAGACUUGUCAGUGUGAAAUGGUGAUUGAGUGAGACAAAACCUGCUAAUCCCCACUAAGACAUCCCAGUGCUGUCUUCAUCCUCCCGUUCACUUGUCUGACAUAUUCUGUUUUUGGGCCCGUUAGGAGUGACAGGAGUGCAAUAGAAAGGUAAAAACCUGUCGCCUGCUUCUUAACCUCAGUUAAAGUGCAACAAGUGGAAAUAGCCAGUGUUAACACCUUCCUCGGAGAAGGCAAAUUAAUCUAACGCCAUCAAUGAUGAUGUUUUCCCGCCCCCUUCUCCCCUUGAAGGGCUUUCAGCUCAGUUCCAUUCUCUGUAAAUAGGUCUGUGAGUUGUGUAUAGAUGUAGACAAAUGCCUCAAACACUGGCAUAGAGAAGCUUGGUAGGAGGGGAAAAUCUCACGAAGCAAAUCAAGGACUGGGGCUGAUUGGGAAAAUACAAACAAUGCCUUUGUUUCACUCACACUGAGCAUGAUGGCUUCUCUAGUUUCAUUUAAAUGGAAAUCAAUCAAAGCCCUAUGAAGGAAAGCUUUUUGUUGAAAAACCCAGAGCACUGCUCAAAUGAUUUGCUUCACUGUUUUCAGAAAAAGGGGUCUUCCUCUGUUUAAAGGGAACGAGACACACAACGUGUGUUGUCAUUUUUGGCAUCACGUACAGAAUCAGCAUAAAUAUAGAACGCGUAGCACUGGAUCUUCCCGUAUGUUGCAGCCGCUGUUCCCAGCAGGGGCCGGUCUUGGAUUAAAUCCAGUCAAUUUAGAGGAAAACCAGCAGUCGCACGUCUUGUCUGUGUGUGAAGUGACCGUUGGUUCACGGCAGGCGUUCCAGCUGAUGAGCAGAAUGACAGGCGUGAGGACUGUUUGUACUGUUUGUACUGUUCCCUCUCGCUCACUUUGUGAUUGCUCAAAGGCGAACAGUAGCAUUGCCCAAUCAGUUCCUACAUGUUUGUCAAUAUUUCAAAUGUACGCAUAUUGUAGUAACACAUUUCAAAACGUUUUUUGUAUCUUUGCUUUCCUUUCUAUUCCUAUUUACUAUUUCAAACAAUUUACAAUGCAACACCAUCUGAAUGUAGCAGUCUUCACAACGCUAUCACCAAAUAUAUAAAGGAAGCUGACUUAGUCUAUAUUAAAAUAAAGAAAGGUGGUUUAUAGUCAAGCCAGUGCUAUGCAUGUAAUACAGAUAUCCUGUUACUUCUUCAUGUAAAUCUAAUGUAACAUAUGUUAUAGCAGUGUGACCUACACCCUAUGUUCAUGUCUUAUGCAAUUAUUCAGGCUUAUAAUAUAAUAUAUACUAAUAUAAUGUGUACUUUGACAAAUUUAUUGUGCCAUGCAUUGUGCCUUUUGUUAGUAUGCUCAUUCACUUUAUUAAGACGUGUCUUCUGACCACUGUUCACUUUUAUGUGGAAGGGUGUGGGGGGGGGUGAAAGUCGGUUAUUUUCCAAAGGUUUUGUGUAAAAUACUUGUAUUUUAAUAUCACUGCAGCAGAACCAGUUUAACUGUGGCCCUAAUCAUCCUUUUGUAAAUUGCAUACAGAUUAAAUGAUGAAAUAUUUGUGUCUAUACACUGUAUAGAUAUAAGUCGAAGUAGGCGACUGUGUAUUGUAGAUCAGUUGUGUUCGCAUGUCUGCAGUCUUUGCUUUUGUUCUGAUAGCAAUCAGAGCAGUAAAUGGGAUGUAUCGCUCCUGAGCUCUGUUUAUGCUGACAUUAAAUCUGUUAUAAAAUGUA
Messenger RNA from Betta splendens (Siamese fighting fish), 2849 nucleotides. RefSeq lists its product as uncharacterized. The coding region runs from base 343 to 690 and encodes 115 amino acids. NCBI's taxonomy places the organism in Eukaryota, Metazoa, Chordata, Actinopteri, Anabantiformes, Osphronemidae. The record is from RefSeq and is a predicted model, not a curated record. The transcript has 9 exons.